Molecule: messenger RNA, 1875 nt
Organism: Trypanosoma cruzi
Lineage: Eukaryota; Euglenozoa; Kinetoplastea; Trypanosomatida; Trypanosomatidae
Product: phosphatidylinositol (3,5) kinase, putative
Exons: 1
Biological process (GO): phosphatidylinositol phosphate biosynthetic process
Cellular component (GO): endosome membrane
Molecular function (GO): metal ion binding; 1-phosphatidylinositol-3-phosphate 5-kinase activity; ATP binding
Source: RefSeq, a predicted model, not a curated record
AUGAAACAGGAACAAGAAGAGCGUAAGUGGAGUAGUCAGAGCGGAGAAAUGAGUUUGAAGCGGGCACUGUGGGUAAACGACCGCUAUGCCGUGCGCUGUCGUGGCUGUGAUGCCCGCUUUAACUUCGUUCGGCGCCGCCACCAUUGCCGCAACUGUGGCCAGGUGUUUUGUAGUGAGUGCCUCAUUUCAUCGUCGACCACGUUUAUCGGGGAAAUCUUUACAGAUGUCGUCUCGUCCAUUGUCGGGCUUCAGCGAGACCCCCUUCUAAAGGUCUGCCAUGUGUGCGACCGCAUUCUUCAGGAGCGUGGCAUAGGGAGACAAAGAAGUUGGCGGAGGGUUCCUCCGCCACGAAAAGGGAUUUCAGAUAAGCCGACAGCAAAUAAAACGGUCGUGAAGCAUGGGCGGGAGGCGGCGGUGGGCCCCGGCACCGCCACUACGGUGGAAGUGGUCUCACUGGGUACCACACAAAGGGUUGAAUUGCCCCCUUCAGUGGGAGAAGGAGUGGGAGUAAUUUCCUCUUUCUCCUUCGAUGAGGGUUGUGCCACUCCCUUGAGAAGCGGAGUCCCGAGUCUUUCUGUGUAUCGGCCUUCCCAGUCACGUCUGCCGACGCAUCCUGAAGAUCCUAAAGAGCAAGAGAUAUCCUACGGGUUGACAGAUACACCAGUUUACAGCCGAAACAGCAUGACGGAUCGGAUGAAUAAAUUUCUUAAGGAAGCACGCAAAUUUCGGAUAAAUGAGUCUCCAGAAAAGUCGCAGAGUGACCUUUCCACCCGCACAUACACGCCUCACCCCAAGGCGACCUUCCGAAUUGCCGAUGCUCGGUCAUGGCAAGCACAGUUCGCAAAUGUAUUUUCCAAGUCCAUCUUAAAAAGGAACCUUCGGCGUCUUGAAUCACAAAGUUCGUAUCAUUUAAUUAAGCGUGUCUCAAGGCUUUUUAUGAAGGAGGAGGUGUUAUCGUCUUUAGGGGUGGAGACUGCAGGGAUGGAUCGCACAAUGUGGAUCGCCGGGUUGUGUGAUAUAUCGUGGCGGAUAGUGUCGCAAUUGCCUAUAGUCCUACAUGAGCGUAUUGAGCAACAUUUAGAUGUUAUUUGUAUAGCCGAUGGGCAGUUUGUUGAAACGGAAAUUAUCACUGGAGUGGCAUUCAUACAAAAUGUUGCUUUUAAACGAAUGAAAACAUAUGUGAAGACACCACGUAUACUUCUCUUAUCCGGUGAAGUGGGUAAAAACCCCAAACCAGGGACGGACCUCUUGGAGUAUGUAGAGGGAUAUGAAGGCCAUUUGGAUACGCAAUAUCAUCGUAUCCAAAUCUGGCGACCCUCCGUUAUUGUUGUACAGGGUAAUAUGCACCAUUAUUUACAGGAUAAAAUUCUUCGUCAAUCAGACGCCACACUUAUCCUUAAUGUUGGGGAAACUAUCAUUCGUCGGCUUUCACGUUGUUGUAAGGCAAAUAUAGUUUCUGACCUGCAGUAUGUAGGUGCCGCAGAAUUGUAUGACACUUCGAUGCUUGGAACUUGUGAAAGCUUUGAAUUAGUGCAUCAUGGUGAUAAGCCUGUAUGCAUAUUCAAGACUCCUCAAGUGCCUUUAUUUACUGCCGUACUCCUUCGUGGAGCUGAAGAACGACAGUUGACAACUGUCAAGCGGGUCUUACUUAGCUGCGCGGCGACUGCACAUCAUCUUGCUCUCGAAGCACACUGUGUGUUUGAUUUGGGUAUGACGUGUGCCGAAUCUUCUCCAAUUCCUGUGAAUGAGACGAAAUCCAAAAGUACCGGCAGUGAUGCUGAUGACGACGAUAAUGUGGAGGAAGAAGAGGAUUAUGAUCCACCAGCGUGGGGGGAAUCAUCGUCGCUAAGCUCUCGUCAUUGGAAGAGUACAUGC